Molecule: messenger RNA, 2148 nt
Organism: Fusarium mangiferae
Lineage: Eukaryota; Fungi; Ascomycota; Sordariomycetes; Hypocreales; Nectriaceae
Exons: 2
Coding region: 1-2148 (715 amino acids)
Biological process (GO): photoreactive repair
Molecular function (GO): deoxyribodipyrimidine photo-lyase activity; damaged DNA binding; FAD binding
Source: RefSeq, a predicted model, not a curated record
AUGGCUGGGAAUAAACUCCUCGUCUAUCUACUUCGACGCGAUCUCAGGGUAAUCGACAACCCUAUCCUUCACCACCUGGCCACUUCUGACCAUGGCUUCACUCAUCUCCUCCCCAUCUAUAUCCUUCCCCCUCACCAAAUCGAAACCUCAGGCUUCGUCGCUGAAGGAAAAAAGUCCCCCUACCCCGAGGCUCGAAGUCAGGUAGGCCGCUUCUGGAGAUGUGGCCCCGUUCGAGCCAAGUUCCAAGCUGAGUCUAUCUGGGAUGUGAAACAAAAUCUUGAGGACAUCAGUAGUGGCAUGCUGGUUCGUGUCGGAAACUUCGACAACGCCCUAAAGCAUUUGAUCAAGUCCCUGCACGAUGAACAUCAAUCUGUCGAUACGGUUUGGAUGACCGAGGAAGUAUCGAAAGAGGAGGUUGAUGAUCAGAAUGCUGUAGCAUCUGUAUGUUCCGAGAACAACAUCAACUUCAAGCUUUGGCAGGACGAAAAAUAUUACAUCGACGAUCGUGACACCGGUUUGGAUGAUCCCAAGGAGCUUCCAGAUGUUUUCACAACCUUCCGCAAAACUCAGGAACCUCUCCGAGAGCGUCCUCGCGCCUCUCUCCCCCGUCCGCAGGCCGGAUCGUUACCGCCCUUCCCUUCAUCGUGGGCACUACCUCAGGAACCCCCAUUUGAGAUUCCUGACAACUACAACGACUUUGAACAACGUCUCUUAGAUCCUAUCAACAGUAUGGUGCCAGACCCUCCAGUCUAUCCUGAAGAUGCUCGAUCUGCACAUCCAUUUAAAGGUGGAGAGAACCCUGCCUGGGAUCGCCUUUAUCAUCUCAUCAAGUCAGGCUCUAUGACUACUUAUCAGGAGACCCGCAAUGGCUUACUAGGACUCGAUUACAGCACCAAGCUUUCAGCAUACCUGGCACUCGGAUCUAUUUCAGCCCGCUGCAUUCAUGAAGAACUUGUCAAGUUUGAGGACGGUCAAGAACAAUCCUACUCUAGAGCUAUAGGCUUCGGACAGGGAGAGAACGAAGGCACCAAGGCUGUCAGAUUUGAGCUCUUGUGGCGGGACUACAUGCGAUUGUGUACCAUGAAGUUUGGCUCACGUCUUUUCAAGCUUGAUGGUUUUAAGGGAGCCAGUGGCAAGUAUGAUAAGAAGUGGAAGACAGCUCUGAAAGAGGAAGCCGAUGCCAAUCAAGAUCCUUCACCCGAGGAACUGAGUGACAUCAUUGAGAGGUUCCUUCGAGGCACAACCGGCAUGGGGCUGAUUGAUGCCUCACAGCGAGAACUCUAUCAUACCGGCUACACCUCGAACCGAGCCCGACAGAAUGUCGCCAGCUUCUUCACAAAGCAUCUUGGCAUUGAUUGGCGCUACGGAGCUGAAUGGUACGAGGCUAUGCUGGUAGAUUAUGAUGUGUCUUCCAAUUGGGCGAACUGGCAGUACGUGGCGGGUGUCGGUAAUGACCCUAGAGGUGAUGCACGCAUCUUCAACCCUAUCAAACAAGCAUUCGACUAUGACAACAACGGACGAUAUGUCCGAACUUGGGUGCCUGAAGUCAAGUAUAUCGAGAGACUGGAAAAUGUUUUUCAGGUAUGGACGACAGGUGACGAUGAGCUCAUCAAGUACGGCAUCAUCGAUGACAUAAUGGUCACUCAUCCCAUCAAGCGGAUCGAUUUUCAGGUCGACCGAAAACCUCGUGGUCCUCGACGACCUUACCGAUGGAGAAGAGGAGGAUCUGGGCGUGGCGGCCGUCGAGGCGGAGGUCCAGGAAACGGUUCGGGUGACUAUAACGAUGGUCGACACUCGUACCACAAUGGGCCUCCUUCACCCGAAAGCGAUCGCCAGUUUUACCACGGUGGCGAACCCUACACGCAGAAUCGUGGCCAGCCACGAAAUGGUUGGUCCCAGCGUGGAAACCAGAUGUCGUGGCGAGGCAACUUCAACGGGCAUGGUCCUAACAACCACGGACCUUCUUCUGGACGAGGAGGCCACAUGGCUCCUUUCCGUGGGAAUGGUUUUCAGCGAGGAUUCAACACCAAUCACUUCAAUGCACCGCCUCCCAGGCAAUACAUGCCCAAUCCCCCCUGGGCUCCUCAACAAUUCUCUCCUCAAGCCUAUCACCACCAACUUCCUCCUCACCUUGGACCCCAUGUCUAG